AGCCACAGAACAAAAAAAGCAAAAACCUCGGUGACUGGGAGCGUAAGAAGCAGCAGCGGAAUAAUCAACAAAGGCGGCAAACAUGGCGAGAGGAGAGAGAAACCAGGAACCGGAGGACGACACCUCCACAAUGGGAGUCCUGCACCAGAGGACUCACCUGUGCGUCGACAAAGUGGUGAGUGACCUGUGCCAGGGAUACUACGAGCAGGCUCUGAGGCGGAUCAACGAGGGUCUGGAAGGCUUACAAGACCAUGAGGAGAUCAUGGCGCUGCUGGAGCUAAAGAACAUCCUCGUGAGACUGAGACUGAAGGGCGAGGCCCAGCGGACCAUAGGCCCAACUCGCCAAUCUGACGCCCUGCCCCACGGAUUCACCCUCGAGAUGCUGGACGUGGUGCAGAAGGUCCUGCGGUGCCGCAAUCACUACGAGGUUCUGCGCGUCUCUCACCAUGCCACCUACUCGGAGGUAAAGCGGGCCUACCACAAGCUGGCCCUGCGCCUCCAUCCAGAUAAGAAUAAAUCCCCUGGAGCUGAGCAGGCCUUUCGCCGCAUCAGCGAGGCGGCUGACUGCCUCACGGACUGCCAAAAGAGGAUUGAGUACAACAUAGCAACGGCAGUGGGCGACUGCCACGACCAGGAUCGCUCAGAGUACACGGAUUAUCGCGGGGAAAGCGGAAUCGAUGAGGCAGUUGAGUCCGAUCUGGGAGCCGCUUUUCGCAGGCCUUAUCAGGGGGCCAAUCAGCGGAUGCCCCAGCGGCAGUCGCUCUACCAAACAGAGCAACUCGUCAUCGGAGUGGUGGCUGCUCUGGUUUUCCUCUUCGUCACCAUGCACUACAUCGCUGCCGCUCCUGCAUACAGUUUCACGCCAACCAGAACCCACAGCUUUCGUCGGCUCAGUCAGACGAGGCAUAUCGCCUACUACAUGAACCCGACCGAUCUGUCCCAAUACACAGAACAGCAGUUGGCCAAACUGGAAGCAGAAAUCGAGGAGGUUUACAUCUCGGACCUCACACAGAAGUGCAGGCAAGAGCGGAGUUUGAGGGAUACUCUGUUUCUUAGGGCGAGACAGGGAAACAACCAGAAGUUACUCCAGCAUGUCGGCCACAUGCCCACUCCUGCCUGCCAGGCGUUACUCCAGCUGGGAAAGUCUGGUCACGGUCCACUGCUGCUGGAGAAUGAGUCUUUGAAGGAGGUCUAGCAACUCUGGUACUCGGUAGUUUUUAUUGAUAGAUGUAUGGAUAAGUGUAAAUAAAGGCAGCUUACAAAAAUA
This is a messenger RNA of Drosophila erecta, 1267 nucleotides long. RefSeq names its product dnaJ homolog subfamily B member 12. The record is from RefSeq and is a predicted model, not a curated record. Gene Ontology annotation, biological process: cellular response to misfolded protein. Gene Ontology annotation, cellular component: endoplasmic reticulum membrane. The transcript is spliced from 4 exons. The coding region runs from base 83 to 1195 and encodes 370 amino acids. Lineage: Eukaryota; Metazoa; Arthropoda; Insecta; Diptera; Drosophilidae. Gene Ontology annotation, molecular function: Hsp70 protein binding.